This is a messenger RNA of Sparassis crispa, 1290 nucleotides long. RefSeq lists its product as hypothetical. The record is from RefSeq and is a predicted model, not a curated record. Lineage: Eukaryota; Fungi; Basidiomycota; Agaricomycetes; Polyporales; Sparassidaceae. The transcript is spliced from 2 exons. Bases 1 to 1290 code for a protein of 429 amino acids.
AUGUUAUUGUUAGCACUCAACGAUGACGUUCUCGCAGCGGUUUUGUCCUUCGCAGUUCCGGUCGAUGCGUUGCAAUUUGGGAAGACGUGUCGUCAUGCAUACACCAUUUCCAUACCUCAUUAUCUCUCCGAUGUGAGCAUCAAGAAACACGCACAGCUAUCUGGCUUCUGUGCUUUCAUGCUUGCCGAGCCGUACCGCCGUCCGGCGUGCGUACACGCAUUCCAUCUCGGGACCUUGCGUCCGCAAAGGUCGGACCUUCUCGCACUUUCCGAAGUCCUUCUUCAUGCGAAGUCACUCGAGUCCUUGAGGUUGGAUCAUCUAGAAGACCUUCUUUCAGAACCGUCGCUAGGAGACGCACUUGCCGCCCUAACAUGCCUCGAUAGUAUCUCCUUCUCCUUCUUAGGCAAAAGUUGUUCCGCAUUGUUGCCAAGGAUGGCUAGUCGCCCACGAAACAUCAAGCUGGAGCUUUUCGUGGACCUCAAUCUCCAAGGGUGCAUGCUCAGCAAUUUUGCUGAUUGCUUAGAGACCCUCCAAUUACGCCUGACGUUUGGUUUUCAAGACAGAUUGAGCGUCGACGUAAUCUGGUCGCGUGUGCGGACCUUGCACAUUCACGAUCCAGGGGAUGUCUUGCUAUCUCACCUUGCGCGUGCAUUCCCCAACGUUCGACACCUCAAGUUGCGGCUCUGUCCCGUGUGUCUAGAUUUGUCCCCGCAUUGGGCCUCCUUGGACGAAGUCGAUACAAGUGCACCUAUCGAGCUCUUCUCCCGUGUCCGCCGACUUACACUGGGCUACGAUGUUAUAAAGGCGCCCGAAGAGAGUAAUCGUGCCGCUUUGGUUAUGCUGCAGCAUGCGUCGCCAGUAGUGCUGACAUGCGAGGUGCUCCCGGAGACUGUUGAGCGUAUCCCGGAGGUCGCGCCUGACUUGAAGUAUCUGAUGAUUACUCUGAAAGAGGACCGCAGCGAGGUAGUCGAUCUCGCUGUUUCAUCUCAGUCGCUCAGGAUUUCACGCGCACUUGACGGACUUCCCCUUGUUGCACUUUCGUUUGGACUGCGCAGUCAUUCUCCACUAUGCGACAUUCGUCGCCUUCAAUAUGCUGCUCGGCAGACGGCAGCGGCGCUGCCGACGCUGCAGUACAUCGCUUUUGACACUCUAUUUGACCUAGGUUCACCUCGAUCCCGCUGCUGGUUCCGCGUAAUCUCGGGCGAUGAUGGCCUACCUCGGGUCGACUUGCUACCGCGAGUCGAAAUCGAUGUGGUCGAGCCGCAGUUACUCGCGCUGGACCGCGCAUGA